Sinocyclocheilus anshuiensis is the source of this 5239-nucleotide messenger RNA. RefSeq names its product glutamate receptor 1-like. Bases 228 to 2972 code for a protein of 914 amino acids. Gene Ontology annotation, molecular function: ligand-gated monoatomic ion channel activity. The record is from RefSeq and is a predicted model, not a curated record. NCBI's taxonomy places the organism in Eukaryota, Metazoa, Chordata, Actinopteri, Cypriniformes, Cyprinidae. Gene Ontology annotation, cellular component: membrane. The transcript is spliced from 16 exons.
AGAGGAAGUGCUGCUUGUGCUGAAGGAACGACUAGGAGCGCAACACACAAGGACGCGGCGCGAGUGCGAACGAGGGCAGCCCGCGCAAAGAGGUGCACCUGUAAUUCACGCUGCUCACUCGCCGAUGUGCGGAUAGUGUGAGAGCAUCCAGAAGACGUAUUCUACACCACGCGCAUACCCAUGCUUGGGAUUUGGCUUUCUUUUUCUUCGCUAAUGCAAAAGGAAAUAUGCAGCGAAGCCUCACACUGCUCUACACCAGUUUUCUGGGAUUGUGCUUCGGGUCCAGUUUCCCAAGUAAUAUCAACAUAGGAGGGUUAUUCCCAACCGAAUCACACGAAUAUGAAGUGUUUCGGUUUGCGCUCUCGCAUCACCAGGAUAUCCCUAAACUGGUACCUCAAGUGGAUAUGGUCAAAAUGGGCAAUAGCUUCUCCAUGACAUAUGCUUUCUGUUCGCAGUUCUCCAAAGGAGUGUACGCCAUCAUCGGCGUGUACGACAGGAAGACCGUCAACAUGUUGAUGUCGUUCUGCGGUGCGCUACACGUCUGCUUCGUGACGCCCAGCUUCCCCAUGGAAAACUCCAACCAGUUUGUUAUCCAGUUGAGACCCGAACUGCAGGACGCCCUGGUGGGCGUAAUCAAACACUACAAGUGGUCUAGGUUCGUCUACAUGUACAGCUCGGACUCUGGACUGUCAGUUCUGCAGAAGGUUCUGGACACAGCAGCAGAGCAUAACUGGCUGGUGACCUCUGUGAAUGUGGAGACAAUGACAGAAGCGUCCUUCCUCGAAGUGUUCCAGGACCUGGACAAAAAGAAGGAGGGCCAGAUCAUCAUCGACUGUGAGCUGGAGAGACUCACCUCCAUCCUGAAGAAGAUCAUUGAGCUGGGGAAGAAUGUGAAGAGCUACCACUACAUCCUAGCAAACCUGGGAUUUCUGGACAUCGACCUGACCGAGUUUAAGAAGGGUGAGGCGAAUGUAACAGGGUUCCAACUGGUGAACUAUGCAGACCCUAACAUCAGUAGGAUAGUGCAGCAGUGGAUGGACUUUGACAACAAAGACGCCAAAGUUCCCAAGCGCAGACUGAAGUAUACUGGAGCUCUCACAUAUGAUGGAGUCAAAGUCAUGUCCACAGCCUUCCAGAACCUCCGCAGGCAGAGGAUAGAUAUAUCUCGCCGUGGAAAUGCUGGAGAAUGUCUGGCCAACCCACCAGCACCUUGGGGCCAAGGCAUCGAUAUUCAGAGAGCACUUCAGCAGGUUCGGAUUGAAGGCCUAACGGGACACAUUCAGUUUAACGAGAAAGGACGAAGGACAAACUACACUGUCAGUGUGAUGGAGCUCAGGCCGACGGGACCGAAAAAAGUGGGUUACUGGAAUGAGGAUGAGAAAUUUGUGAGCACGGCGGCCUACAUGCCAGGCAGUAAUGACACUUACGGACUUCAGAAUCGCACAUAUAUUGUUACCACUAUUCUGGAAUCGCCAUAUGUCAUGCUGAAGAAGAACCACGAGCAGUUUACAGGAAAUGAUAAGUAUGAAGGUUACUGUGUGGAACUGGCAGCUGAGAUAGCCAAACACGUGGGAUACCACUACAUACUCAAGAUAGUGGCUGAUGGGAAAUAUGGAGCCAGAGAUCCUGAGACCAUGAUGUGGAAUGGGAUGGUGGGAGAGCUUGUCUAUGGUAAAGCUGACGUAGCUGUGGCCCCACUGACAAUCACCCUGGUCAGGGAGGAAGUCAUUGAUUUCUCCAAGCCCUUCAUGAGCCUUGGCAUCUCCAUCAUGAUCAAAAAGCCUACCAAGUCCAAGCCUGGUGUGUUCUCCUUCCUGGACCCUCUGGCCUAUGAGAUCUGGAUGUGUAUUGUGUUUGCCUAUAUUGGUGUGAGUGUGGUGCUUUUCCUAGUCAGCCGCUUCAGUCCCUACGAGUGGCACGCAGAGGACUGCGAGGAAGGAGCUGAGCAGAACCCUAACCAGCCCUCCUCGUCAUCCGCGCAGCCGGGUCAGGGCCAGCAGACCCAGAACCAGCAGAGUCAGGAGCAGACCAACGAGUUUGGCAUCUUCAACAGUCUCUGGUUCUCAUUGGGAGCUUUCAUGCAGCAGGGCUGUGAUAUUUCCCCCAGGUCACUCUCUGGCCGUAUCGUUGGUGGUGUGUGGUGGUUCUUCACUCUGAUCAUCAUCUCCUCAUACACAGCCAACCUAGCUGCUUUUCUCACAGUGGAGAGGAUGGUGUCACCCAUCGAGAGUGCAGAGGAUCUGGCCAAACAGACUGAGAUUGCUUAUGGGACUCUAGAUGCCGGCUCCACCAAAGAGUUCUUCAGGAGGUCAAAGAUCGCAGUCUUUGAGAAGAUGUGGUCCUAUAUGAAGUCUGCAGACCCCUCAGUGUUUGUGAAAACCACAGAUGAAGGAGUUAUACGGGUGAGGAAAUCCAAAGGGAAGUACGCCUACCUGCUGGAGUCCACCAUGAACGAGUACAUCGAGCAGCGCAAACCCUGUGACACUAUGAAGGUCGGAGGAAACCUGGACUCCAAAGGCUAUGGCAUCGCCACCCCCAAAGGAUCCCCUCUCAGAAACCCAGUAAACCUGGCAGUGUUAAAACUGAAUGAACAAGGCCUGUUGGACAAAUUGAAAAACAAAUGGUGGUACGACAAGGGAGAGUGUGGCAGCGGAGGAGGUGAUUCCAAGGACAAGACCAGUGCUCUUAGCCUCAGCAAUGUGGCUGGGGUCUUCUACAUUCUGAUCGGCGGUCUGGGUCUGGCCAUGCUGGUGGCCCUGGUGGAGUUCUGCUACAAGUCCAGAACAGAGUCCCACAGAAUGAAGCAAUCCAUCAAUGACGCCAUGCGCUGCUCCACGCUGACCAGGAUGAGCGGGAACGGUAGCGGUGGGGAGAAUGGGCGGAUUGUCACACAUGACUUCCCCAAAGCUGUGCAGACGCUGCCGUGCAUGAGCCACGCGGCCAGCAUGGGCCUGGGAGCCUCUGGCAUGUGACCAUCUUGACGGAGUGGCACGCGUCACAUGUAACACACGGACCUCCCGUUCACCUGCCGUCUGCCCCUAUGUCUGUCUGCCCACCCGCAACAGAUGCACCGUACUGCCAAAAUGCACUCGAAGACUCUUCUCAGUGAAUAGCCACCAAUAAAACUAUUUUCUAAAGAAAAACAAAACAUUAAAAAAGGGGGGGAAAUGUGCUGCAAUAACAAGCCUGUGGGACUCUUUUGGGGAAAAAAAGUGUUCGUUUAUGUCAUGAAUUCAGAAAACAAAAAAAAGAGAAGUCUUGUGUCCGAUUCGACACUCGCGCUGUGCCAAUAUUUAUAAACCUGUUUACUUCUGUCUGAGUGUGCAAUAUUUUAGUUCAUAUCAGUGUUCAGCAAUGUUGUCUUUAACUUGAAUUUCUUUACAAAGAUUAGCUCACAGAGAUGUUUUUUUUUUUUUUGCACAAAUAUGUUCUAUGAAAUGACAAAAGCAAGUUCAUUUUCCUUAUACUUACCAGAAAAGAGUUAGAGAAGCUAACAAGCAAGAUCUUACAGUAUAUGGAUCCAGUGCACCGUAAACAACAUUGCUAUUUCUCUCGGUCACUCUACGUAUUGAAGAAACAUAUCAGCUCAUUUAAUGACCUGUCCAUAGUGUAAAUACUCCGAUGUAAAUCUGAUACUGAGUGAGGGAUAAAUUUGAUUUGUUGUCGAUCGUUAGAGCAUAGCGGAACUGAACUUGUUGAUUAUCUUGCUCUGUAAUUUCCCACCUCAUGGACCUUGCAUAGCUGCUACGCCUCGUUUCAGGCACCAUACCUCAUCAGAGACCUGGGAGCGAGCCGCCACAUGUUUUGAUUGCCAGCUCUCUUAGGACGGAGUCAAAUUUGACCUCCUUUGACUUUUGGUAAAUGUGCUUUAAUGAGCUAGUUUGUCCCAAACACAAACCAUCAGAUCUCGUUAAAGUGAAGCCAUUGAGACUACAUUAAGAAAAGUUCAUUUGAAUGAUGUCGCUGUAACAAAAAGGGUACUUUUUACAAAAAUGUAUUCAUAUAAGACUAUGCCUGCAUGGAAUAUCAAGAGAUUUCCACCAAAUCCAAAUGCCCAUUAUUCAGGACAUUUGGCUAAUUUAAUAAUACUAAGAGAGUGUAGCACUCUCCCCAUAAUCAGUGCAAAAAUUAAAAAAAAAUAAUAAUACAAAAUACAUCUAUGUGGGCCUACAUGUGACAUGGCUUAAAGGGACCCAAAAUGAAAAAUCUGUCAUCAUUUACUCAGCCUCAUGUUGUUCCAAAAGACACCCGUAUGACAUUUUCUUAGGUGUACACAAUAAAAUAUUUUCCAUAUUUUAUGCCCAUCAUAUGCAAUGUCUGGAGCCCACUGACUUUCUGUAUAUGAACAAAAACAUUGCUACCUAUUUAGUUUUACACAGAAGGAGGUCAUACAGGUUUGGAACAACAUGAGGGUGAAUAAAUGACAGAUUUUUAAUGUUUGAGUUGACUAUAAGUUGUUUUCUGUUAAUAGAACUAACAAAGAAAAGAGUGCAGAACAGCAACAGGAUCCAAAUACUGGUGAAACAUAGGCUGUUCUGUCCUAUAUACACACACUGUGCGACAAGGCUCCUCAUGAGAUGAUAUUUGUGGAGAUAUCAUUGAUCGGCUACUGGGGCCAAACUGACCUUUCUGAGCUCUUGGCUUCAUCACUGCAGGCUUUCAGAACAUGGCUUCCAGCUCUACCUAUUCAGCCUUCCCCUGCACACUGCCAUUGUACUGCGAAACAUGACACACUGUGUGGCCAUCAAAACGCUUAUAUUUCUCUGGCUUUUUCUUUCCAUUUUCUUCACGUUUUAUUAGGCACAGAACACUGCGGUCCUUUAUGGCCUCAUGUGAGAGCAGUAUUUUAUAAGCAGUAAAAGAUUUGUAAAGUUAGUGAGACAUUUAACAUUUAUACCGCUGUGAGAUUUUGAAGAGUUGAUUGAACUAGUGUUUUACACUUUGUGACGCAAUGUUACUCGGAUAUUCUCACUGAUAAGGGUGUUGAUUUUGAUUAGUUAAGAGAGAAAUGGAUUCUUUGUGUUUCUGCUAUAAAUGUUGAAACUUCUUAUUUUGGGGUUUUUCAGUGCAAAAUUUAUUCUUCAUACUCACCUACUUCUUGAUGAUUCCACAGUCUUGAGCAUUUUAUUUGGGAUGUUUUUUGUUUGUUUUAUUUUAUUGUUAUCUUUUUUAUCAUUAAUAAGAGAUGUGGUUGAAUCAAAUUUACUGGAAAUUACAUUCAAUCAAUAAUGAAUAAAAC